AACAAAAUCGCCCCACAGUCAGCUGCAUUUUUACGUGCGAGGCUACAUUUAGCCUUACCUUCGGAUUUCUCCCUCUCCGCUUGCGCAAUGUAUUCAUGAAGAAGCCGUUAAAGUGUUUAAAUGUUGAAAUACAAAAACCGCCGAAUUUCAACAUGCUGAAAAAGGACUCCGCUACUCGUGUGCACGGCACUGGUGUGUCUGUGCAAUAGACUCUGCAAAGAAAAACUACUCAUACACGUCUGCAAGUUCGUCGCUGCAAAAAGGACACUGAAAACCUCAUUUUUCAGUUUCAAGACAAACGCUUAAAAAAUCAAACUGGCUCACGUCCUUCCCAACCAACCCAGUUUGACAGCUGCUCUUCACCCCAUUUGGAGGACUGUCAGCAGCAAGAGGAUGGCAUCAGAACUGGCAAUGAGCAACUCCGACCUGCCCACCAGUCCCCUGGCCAUGGAAUAUGUUAAUGACUUCGAUCUGAUGAAGUUUGAAGUGAAAAAGGAGCCGGUGGAGCCCGAUCGCAACAUCAGCCAGUGCAGUCGCCUUAUCGCCGGGGGAUCCUUGUCUUCCACCCCGAUGAGCACGCCUUGCAGCUCGGUGCCCCCUUCCCCAAGCUUCUCGGCGCCCAGUCCGGGCUCGGGGAGCGAGCAGAAGGCACACUUGGAGGAUUUCUACUGGAUGUCCGGCUACCAACAGCAGUUGAAUCCAGAGGCGCUGGGCUUCAGCCCCGAAGACGCAGUCGAGGCGCUGAUCAACAGCAGUCACCAGCUCCAGUCUUUCGAUGGCUAUGCCAGAGGGCAGCAGUUCGCUGGCGCAGCCGGAGCAGGAGGCACCAUGGCCGGGGAAGAGAUGGGGUCUGCCGCGGCCGUGGUGUCGGCAGUUAUCGCUGCCGCAGCAAGCCCAGAACGGGGGGCCACACCACACCACCAUCACCACCACAGCAGCAGCCACCACCAGGCACCGGGCGUGCAGUCCAACGGCAGUUCUGGGGGAAAUCACCCACACAUGCAUUUGGAGGAACGGUUUUCAGACGAGCAGCUGGUAACCAUGUCAGUGCGGGAGCUCAACCGGCAGCUACGGGGGGUCAGCAAGGAAGAAGUGAUCAGACUGAAACAGAAGAGGAGGACCCUAAAGAACAGAGGCUAUGCUCAGUCCUGCCGGUACAAGCGGGUCCAGCAGCGGCACGUCCUGGAGGGAGAGAAGACGCAACUCAUCCAGCAGGUUGACCACCUAAAGCAGGAGAUCUCCAGGCUGGUCCGGGAGAGGGACGCGUACAAAGAAAAGUAUGAGAAGCUCAUCAGCAAUGGCUUCAGAGAAAAUGGAUCCAGCAGUGACAACAACCCUUCAUCCCCGGAGUUUUUCAUGUGAGUCUCGACAUUAUCGUGAAAAAAAGAAAUAUGAGUUACUCACCCCCCUAAAGAAAGUUUUCAUUAUGAAACAUUUUUUUUUCUUUUGGCUCAUAUGCCUUACUAGACCAAGAACUAAUUUGACAACUUUUUUUCUUUUUCUUUCUUUCUUUUUUCUUUUUUUUUAAUUUUAUACUUUUUGAGAACAAGGGUUUGCGCAAGUCUGUCGUCUGUUUUUAGAUUUCGAGGGCUUGUCAUCCCCGUUUUUCAUUUUGCAGAGGCAUAUUCUGAAAACUUUCAUCUACUUUUUGCUACCAUAUUCAAUAUAUUAUACAUAGCCUGUUUGUCAAGAUUUUUUCAUCGUUGUUCAUUAGAUUUGCAGUGUUUAAGUAAACUAUGAUUUUUAAAAGUUGAUACAACUUUAUGCCGCAGUAUACCAAGUGCGCAUGCAAGCACUAAGUAUACUCCUUUGAAAUUCAUCAACUUGCCCUUUUUCAUCAUUUUACUUUAAAUUCAGUGUACAGAUACCUGUCAAAACUGCAUCCAUCGACAAUAUGUUUUUGGUCUUUUCCCUUUUCUUUUUGUCUGCCAAACUUGGAGGACUGCGAGCCUGCCGUUUGACGCCACCUCAUCUCAUGCGUUUGCUUGCUAUUGUGUUGAGCAACAAAAAGACUGUAUUCAUUAGAAAUAAUAUUCAUUGUUUUUAAAAGAGAUAUGUUAUUGAACUGCCCUGCAUGCUGGACAUGUAUGGUUUUCUUUUUUUGUGCUUGAAGAUGUCCUUUUUGUCGGAUGACUCCAGCAUGGCAUUCAUACUUCAUUUAUGGCCUCAUCACUUUUUUGGGACAGCAACAAAAAAGUGACAGGACUUCCCACCCCUUGUAAUCUAUACAAGUGCAUUUCAACUGUGUUGAAGUGCACCACCACCGGCUGUCAUUAGGCUACACUGAAUGCACUAAUGCAUUCCUGAUGGAAGUUGAUCGGCGGGGAUCCUGGUGCGAGGGGCAAGAAAAGACCUCAACUAUUACGGAAUCACCAAUCCCUUUCCUGGAAGCUUAGUCUGUUGCUUAAAGCGUAGCCUACUGUUUAUUUAAAAUAUACUCCAGACCUGUGCAUUUGACAACUUCUGAAUGCAUUUUAAGCGUAAUUUAAGUGCAAAGUUUUCUAAUCUGUAAGUUGUGAAAGAUAACGUGCUACAGAUUGAUCUUUAUAUGCAUAUAGAUUUCUAGGAUAAUUAUUGAGAUUCCAACACAAAAGUGGUUUCUGGCAUUGGUUUCGAGAAAUGGGCACGGCUCCAAUUUAUACAAUGAGCAGUAUUGUGUAGUGCAUAAACAGGGCUUUUGCAGCAUGUGCUUCAAACACAAGUUUGACAGCUAUAGGCUGUUGGUCUUCGCCAAACAUUUCAAUAUAAUAUUUCAAAACAAAGUAUUACUGGAGAUGAAAAUUCUCACAGCUGAAAUCAAACUAAAUGGCCAUGCUUUUGGAAAUGUAUUUCUUGAACCAACAGAGGUAUUUUGGACUGAAAUGCACUAAAAUUCUCGCCUGUAAUCAUGUAGAAGUUAAUGAAAAUUUAUAUUGUGUACAACUCAAGCAGACACGUUUGGCAUUUUGUUACGACGUAAUCGUAACAUUUUGAUAUUUUUUUAUUAUAAAUUCUGGCAAGACUAGAUUGUUUUGUCUCAAAUGAGCUCAAUAUUUGCAAAGCAAUAACAAUAUUAUAAUCAAUAAUGUCUGGACAUUGUUAGAUGGUCAGGGAUUGACACCCUGCUUGUACAAAAUGAGGGAGUAUCAUUCACCAAUAAAUCUUUAAAAUAUGUUAAUUAAUCUUUCAUCUCAUAUAAAUAUAUAUAUAUAUAUAUAUAUAUUAUAUUUUGCUGUGCAAAAUUAUUUCAUUCACUAACCAUAUGUGAUGUUCAUAUGUGCUCGUU
Myripristis murdjan (pinecone soldierfish) is the source of this 3265-nucleotide messenger RNA. RefSeq names its product MAF bZIP transcription factor a (gene mafa). Gene Ontology annotation, cellular component: nucleus. Gene Ontology annotation, molecular function: DNA-binding transcription factor activity, RNA polymerase II-specific; RNA polymerase II cis-regulatory region sequence-specific DNA binding. The record is from RefSeq and is a predicted model, not a curated record. Lineage: Eukaryota; Metazoa; Chordata; Actinopteri; Holocentriformes; Holocentridae. Gene Ontology annotation, biological process: regulation of transcription by RNA polymerase II.